UAUAAAAUUAAAAAGUGUCAAUAGUGUAUUUUGAUAGAUAGCAUUAUAUUUUUUUAAUGUUUUUCUAAUAAAAAUAAUAUGAUGUUCAAGUUAAGUGAAGAGUAUUAUUUGAGGAAAUGUUUUCUUGAGCGUGAACAAGUCCCGACCCAAACAGUGAUGAGGAAUAGGAUGUCACCAUCAUUCGCAAAUGUUUAUUUUAAGUCAAUGACCCCGAAGUUAAAAGUACUCGCUGGUUUAGAACCACCUAUGAAAGGUGGUGGCAGUGAUUGGUUCGUGCCACCCGGAGAACUUUUAAAGGGACGGGCCGUCAUGAAACCUGUGAAAAAAGAGUAUCUUUCAAAGUUAGGGUGCGACGGCAUUGGUUUGUUUGGAGAGAAGUUAGUUGAAAUUCAGAAUAAGAAAAUGGAAGCGGAAAAAAAAUAUUUGCUUCAACAAAACGACAUAAAUUGGAAGAAAACUAUUAAAGCGACUUGCCGCCAACAAUGGGCCGAUUGUUCUAAAGAAGCUGCUAAACAAAAUACUAUUAAAAUUCAACAAGCCUUCCACGAAUUUACAACAUUGUAUACUACGUCUAUAUCUAAAAUGGAAUUGAUACUUCAUGAGGCAACUGUGAAAGAAAUCAAAAGAGUUAAAGAAGAGGCCUACAAUAAAAUGAACCUUCUUUACAAAAGAUUGUUGAAGCAGCAAGCCACAAUGCUGUAUGACGAAUAUACUGAAAAAUUGUUAAAAGAGAAGGCUGAUCUUAAAUCCCAAUUUAUACAAAAUGUAGACGAAGCAAGGUCGCUUACGGUAGAACAAAUACAUGACAUAAACGUUGAAAAACAUGUAGUUGUAGAGAAGUUAAGAAAUUUUCUGGAAUGUCAAAACUUAGCUUGUCAAGUGUACGUAGCUUUGAAAGAAAGAGAAGAGUGUAAAAAAGAAAUGCAGCUAUCAACGCACGAACACAAUAAGAAAGUAAAAUCUUUGUCAGAACAAAUAGCAAUGAAAGAUUUUGAAAUCCAGUUAGCAAAAGAAAAGGAGCGGAAAUGUCAAGAGUUCAAUAAGAUAUGGCAAAAAAAGGUAUGCGAAGUGGUUAAAAGAUUUCAACUAUUUGUUGCAUUCUGCCUAAACACCUUACCAGAACAUGCCGAGUUUUUCAUGAACAUGGAAAAAUUAAUGUUGUUGCAAUUGACUGAAGUAUUAGAAAAUCCUAGCGUUGAAAGUAUUUUUAUGGUUGAACAAGAUGAAAUGCAACAAACGCCAGUACCUCGACCACAUCCGUUCUAUCUCUUUUGUGAUAAAGGAUAUAAACCAAAACUUGAGCAAAAUCUCUGUCCGAAACGCUGUACUUCUAGUGCAUCACAACUGCCAGUUAUUGUUAUAAACAAAAGAUGCAUCUAUUCUGCUUGCGACAAUUUUGCUAUGUUCACAGAUAAAGUAAAGCAAUAUAUUCAGGGUCGCGGGGGAGAUGAUGAAGAUUUCAUUGAUGAUUAUGUUUAUGAGCAUGCGAUUCCUUUUAAAUUUACUUCAUCGCAGCAGCUCUUAGACUUGAAGUUAGAAAGCUCUAUUUUCCAAAUUUUACAAAAUGAAUUGCCAAACAUUAAUAAUGUUCCUCUUGAUUGUUGUAUUUGUAAAAUACCUUACUGUUUCUGUAAUCCACUGCAAGCAAAAAUGAUGCCAUCAAUUACUCGUAUAGAAACAGAUAACGAACCAACUGUAUGUAUAUCUUCGGGGAACAAGAUCGAAACUGUAAGUAUUGAAUUGAAACAUGAACGAGAACCAAAAUGGGAGAGUUUCAUGAAUUACAUCGAAUCUAAAAAAUGUACAUGCAGCAAAAAAGCCAAGAAACAUUUGAAAGAACAUGUUCCAAUUUAUAUGAGAAAAAUGUCUUGUUUCGAUUCACCUGAUUUGCCCAACUACGAAACAUGUUCUCUUACUACUUUAAAGAGAUUGGUGACGAAAGCUCAAGGCAUACCUUCUCCUUUGCCACAAUCUAAAUCACUUGAAAAAAAAACUAAAGAUACCAGCACCCAAUACACAGAACCAAAUUUCGAUUACCUGUGCAACUGUUUCUCCGAGAUUGAAGUAAAAAAACUUUUCCAUGAUAUUUUAAAAGGAUCACAAAUGUUCCACAUUGAAGGUGAAAACAAAUUUGAAGUAGUUGAUGGAUCAGUAACACCCUCACACUUAACAAAAAAUGCAAGCACGUUUGCAUUAGAUAGAGCUUAUUCUUUAAAAAAAUUAAUUGACGACUCGCCGCAAAUUGAGGAAAUAUUUAGAUUCAAUGACUGUCAUCAAUAGAAAUGAAUUCUUUUGUAACAUAUAUAAUAAACAGUACUAUUAUAUU
Molecule: messenger RNA, 2326 nt
Organism: Achroia grisella
Lineage: Eukaryota; Metazoa; Arthropoda; Insecta; Lepidoptera; Pyralidae
Exons: 1
Coding region: 79-2280 (733 amino acids)
Source: RefSeq, a predicted model, not a curated record